ACCCAGUCAGGUCUGAGCUCCAGGCAGGAGAGCCAUCCUGACUCGAGCUCCUGCCGCAAGGCCUCUCACCUCUGCUUGGGCCUGGAGGUGGCUUUCUCAGGGUCCAGGAUGCAGAAGUGGGGGCUGUGGGUCACAGCCCUCCUGAACCUCCUCUCCGCACAGGCCUUUCCGCAAACUGACAUCAAGAUCAGCCCAGCUGUGCCAGAGCUGCCUCAGGCCUCCCUGUGCCCACUGUUCUGGAUGGAGUUCAAAGGCCACUGCUAUAGAUUUUUCCCUCUCAAUAAGACGUGGGCCGAGGCUGAUUUCUACUGUUCUGAAUUCUCCAUCGGCAGGAAGUCCGCCAAACUGGCCUCCAUCCACAGGGUUUCUUGCCUUUGCAGCUGGGAGGAGAAUGUCUUUGUGUACGACCUCGUGAACAGCUGUGUGCCCGGGAUCCCAGCUGACAUCUGGACAGGGCUUCACGACCACAGGCAGGAAGGGCAGUUUGAAUGGACAGACGGCUCAUCCUAUGACUACAGCUACUGGGAUGGGAAUCAGCCAGACGACGGUGUCCACGCAGACCCAGAAGAGGAAGAUUGCGUGCAGAUAUGGUACCGGCCCUCCAGCGGUGAUUUCAGCCGUCCCUGCCAUCAUCACAAAGAACAUCUCACUGUUCACGCCAAUCUUGAGAAGGAAAACGAUGAAUAUCGCAGAUGAAGAAACCGAGGCUCAGAGAAGUUAAAUGAUUUGUUCAAGGCUGCACAGCAAACCUGGAGCUGGGUUCGAACCUGUAUCUGCUCCAGAUCCAAUCACCGAACCGCUGCUAUUUGCUCUUUGCGCCUUUUUCUUUUUCUGAUUAGGGGAGGGAGGCAUGGAACAGUGACUUGUUUUCCUGGGAGCCAUCCUGGAGCCUGGGAGCCAGAGCUGGACCAAGCCCCUGGGUGAGGCUUGUCCUGCCUCUCCAUGGGGGCAAGUCCGGACCAACCUUAUGAGCGAGUAAGGCUGGACAGCCGCCUCAUCAAGCAUCAGCCAGAAGGGGAUGCCAGUGUAGACACGAGGCUUCUGGGAGAGGACUUUUACUCUGGAGAGUGCCGGGGUUACUCUUACGGUGGUGGAUGGGCCUUCACCCAAAUUCCCUG
Molecule: messenger RNA, 1118 nt
Organism: Phacochoerus africanus (Common warthog)
Lineage: Eukaryota; Metazoa; Chordata; Mammalia; Artiodactyla; Suidae
Gene: CLEC19A
Product: C-type lectin domain containing 19A
Exons: 5
Coding region: 109-696 (195 amino acids)
Molecular function (GO): signaling receptor activity
Source: RefSeq, a predicted model, not a curated record